This is a messenger RNA of Porites evermanni, 1146 nucleotides long. The record is from the annotation of a GenBank genome assembly. Lineage: Eukaryota; Metazoa; Cnidaria; Anthozoa; Scleractinia; Poritidae.
AUGCCCAUGUUUACUUGCAUAACAUGUCGUGUAUCUUUCGCUGAUAGCGAUAUUCAACGUCGUCACUAUAAAACUGACUGGCAUCGUUAUAACCUCAAGAGAAAAGUUGCAGAAAUGCCGCCAGUUACUGCUGAAGUAUUUCAGCAAAAGGUCCUUGCGCAGAAAGCGGAGGUCGAAGCGCAACAACAGAGCAAAACAAAGUCUCUGCACUGUCAAUUGUGCAACAAGACCUUCUCUUCUGAGAAUGCUCACAGUAACCACCUGAGCUCGAAAAAACACAAAGAUCUGGAGGCCAACAAAGCUAAGAAACAGGGAAGUUUGAUCACAGAGAGCCAGCUUAGUAACAACUUCAAAAGAAAGGACAGUAAAGAAACUGACCAACAGAACACUGAAUCUGAAAAUGCCGAGUCAUUAUCCCACAAUGGUGAUGAUGAUGACGACGACGACGAUGACAUUGAAGAAGAUACCCUGGAAGUUACAGACUGUCUUUUCUGUCCACAUCACAGUGUUAGCUUAGAAGAGAAUCUGAAGCAUAUGACGAGAUCACAUAGCUUCUUCAUUCCAGAUCUAGAAUAUGUUGUGGACUUAAAAGGCCUUGUAACAUAUCUAUGUGAAAAGGUUGGAAUGGGAAAUAUGUGCCUUUACUGCAACGACAAAGGGAAGAGUUUUUUCUCAUUGGAAGCUGUUCAAAGCCACAUGGUUGACAAAGGUCACACUAAAAUGAACUAUGAAGGAGAUGCAGUUUUGGAAUAUGCUGAUUUCUAUGAUUUUAGCAGUAGCUAUCCUGAUUAUAAUCCUGAUGAAGAGAAUGAGGGCGAUGAAAUUCAAGGAAGAGAUGGCACCUUAGCAGUCAAUGAGCAAACACUGGAGCUGUGUCUGCCAUCAGGGGCCAAAAUUGGCCAUCGCAAUAUGCGUCACAUCUACAAGCAGAAUUUGCCUCCAGAGAGAAGUCAUCAUUCCAAGGUGAUUCAAAGUAUCAUGGCUGAUUAUAAAGCCCUAGGUUGGCAUGGCACCAUUGCAAGUGCUGCACGACAGAAAGUUAAAGAUGUCAGGUUACGGAAUGUUCAGCAAGCGAAAAGAAAUGUGGACAUCUCAGUUAAGGCUAACAGAAUGCAGAAACAUUUUAGACCUCAAGUUGUUUUCUAA